AUGCUGCGCUCAGCUUGCCUGCGUUCACGCCCUGCAUUUUGCAGCUGGGGCAGCCAGCGCUUUUCCUUCUUCAAGUCUGCUGUGCGACAUCAUGUCACGCCGCGUCAUAAUCCCAAGUUCAACGGAUGGGCAUCCUGUUCAAGCUCGUUUGGCGGAAGCCUUCUGAGAAGGCUGGCAGGAUGCCGGCCUUCAGGACUAGCUUGGAGGCUGGGCGGCCAGCGAGGCAAAGCAGUAGUUCCUCUUGGUUGGUCCCAGAUUCGGGCAAGGCCAAUGGCAUACCUGACGAUUCCACUGGUCGCCGCGUUUGUUGGUUGGUUCACUAACUGGGUAAGCGUCCAGAUGCUGUUUUAUCCCAUAGAGUAUGUCGGCAUCGACCUCUACCGCAAGAAGCAUGUUCCCUAUGGUCUGAUUGGCUGGCAGGGCGUUGUGCCCACGAAGGCUGAUGUGAUGGCAGCGCGCCUCACCGACAUCGUCACUGCCAAGCUGUUGAGCUUGCCGGAGGCAUUUUCGCGCCUCGACGCGCCGCACUUCGCCUCGCUGAUCCUCCCAAGCAUCGAGGAGGCCAUACGCAAUGAGGCGCCCAAUGGGGCGGCCUGGGCUCUGUUGCUGAAACCUCUCCUGCACUGGGCGCUCUGUCGCGUGGUUCGGGCACUGCAGCGAGACAUCUCGCAGGUUCUGGAUCUGGAAGAGGUGGUUACUGAAGCAUUCCUGCGCGAUGUGCAGGUUCUCGUCGAGCUCUUCCAGAGGGUGGGCCGCCGGGAGCUGGAUUUCCUCGUCAUCUCAG
Messenger RNA from Symbiodinium sp. CCMP2592, 784 nucleotides. NCBI's taxonomy places the organism in Eukaryota, Dinophyceae, Suessiales, Symbiodiniaceae. The record is from the annotation of a GenBank genome assembly.